UCACAAUGUUAAACAGUGUAGUCUCUUUGUCAAAUUCAAUAGGAUAUCUUAUCCAUGCAAAUCUUGAGUUUGAUUACAGCUAUUACUACAACAACUUCUGUGGAGGGAUGUCAAGGGAACAAGUCGCGAAUAAGUUUGAAAAAGAUUUACAAAAUGCCUUAUUCGAUCCAGCUACUAUAAAUCCAGCGGUAACUAAAUGGAUUCAUGAACAAAUUAACUGUGAUUUUCCUUUGAUGAAUGCAAUUGAGGUUGAUGAAUUUUGGAUCUUAUACCAAGAUAAAAAGCAGUACUAUAACAAGCUAAAUCAACAAGCUGAUUAUAAAAAUAAUUUGCAAGAAAUAUACACAAAGAAUAGAGCCUCAAGUUCCAGAAGCGCUACGGCAUCAAAAAGUCCGCAGUCGCUCGCCAAUCAAGUAGAUCAUGAUAUUUAUUUACAAAUACAUAUGUACUGACAAUUUUUAUUAUUCACAGAAUGUUGUUGAAGACGAUAACCUUAUUUUUUUUAACGACCGCUACAUUUCAUCAAUAUUAAAGCCUUAUGGCAAACAGCUAUAUGAAGUUUAUGAAUUGUUGUCAGCUGAAGAGCAAUUGAUUUGCGGCUUCUGUCUUAACGGUAUCCUUGAUCUUAGUAACCAGAAAGAGUGUAGCCAAAAAAAGUUAUUUACAAACGAUCAAUGGGACUAUCUUAUCAAGCACCUUGGAUCAAAAAAAAUGAAAUACCUUCCAAACCUAUCUGAUGCCACAAAAAAGAAAGUAGAAAAGAUAAUAAAGGAAAUCAAGAGCGGACAAGAAGAAGAAGCUUACUACAUUACUAUUGAAAGUAUAAGAGGUGCACAUUCUGCUGAUAAGUGGAUUUUUAAAGUCCUUAGCCAUAUCAUUAACGCGUACAGAGAACGCACAAACAUUUUUACAAAUCCAACCAAUAAAAUUAGCGAACUCGACUUUUUAAUGAAGCUGUGGGGUGAAGUUUUGGAACUUUUGGUUGGAGAUAGCUUUGAACUCUAUGUCAACUGGGGAGAAACGUCAACUGAUACCAUGGCUGCAGUAAAGCGUAUAAACAACGACAAUAAGCCACAUACAGUAGGCUGUAAAGUUGACGGUAGGAUUGUAUGCAAGGUAUCUAAGGUUGUUGACACAUGCCAUGUUGAGGCUGCUAGGGCUUCGUCCAUGUUGUGAUUGUAGUAGCCUUUAUAAUUAAGUUAAUAGAAAUAAAC
This is a messenger RNA of Cokeromyces recurvatus, 1214 nucleotides long. RefSeq lists its product as uncharacterized. Bases 421 to 1176 code for a protein of 251 amino acids. The record is from RefSeq and is a predicted model, not a curated record. NCBI's taxonomy places the organism in Eukaryota, Fungi, Mucoromycota, Mucoromycetes, Mucorales, Mucoraceae. The transcript is spliced from 3 exons.